AUGUCUACUACUCCACCAUUACCUCCAGUUUCAGGUGAUAUACCUACUCGUCAACUGCAACAACAAUCUUCUGCAAUUGCAGAUUCAGACGAUGAAGAUAUUGUUAACAACAACAACAAUACCAAUACCAAUACUAAUACUAAUAUUAAUACCAAUCAAAACAAGAAUGAAACACAAUCAUCAUCAUUAUUACAACAACAACAUCACAAAUUAAGUCCAGAAGAACAAGCAGCUGCAGAUGAUGCCCGUAUAGCAGCUCUCGACCAACAAUUGCAUGACCAACAACUCCGUGAAAGACCACGUACACGCCGGCGAUCAAGUUUUUUCUCUCCAUCACCAGCACCUCCAUCUCCUAAUGCUCGUGAAAUUAAAGCAUUUACUGAUGAUUCUCGUCAUUUUUCUAUGAUUAGACAAUUACAUAUGGCAGAUUAUAUUACACUUAUGAAUGCAUGCUGUGGAUUUAUGUCUAUAGUAUCUUUAUUGGCCCAUUUAACAAGUGAAAAGGGAUUAGCAAGUGGGAAUAAUUAUUAUUUAAAUCGUGCAAUGUUAUUGGUACCUCUUGGAUUAUUUUUUGAUUUCCUUGAUGGACGUGUUGCUCGCUGGCGACAUAAAGCAUCUCUUAUGGGACAAGAACUUGAUUCACUUGCUGAUCUUGUAUCUUUUGGUGUGGCUCCUGCUUCUAUUGCUUAUACAAUUGGGUUCCGUACUACUCUUGAUACAGCUGCUUUGGCUAUUUUCGUUUUAUGUGGACUUACACGUUUAGCUAGAUUUAAUGUUACGGUGGCAAAUAUCCCCAAGGAUGCAAAAACUGGGAAAUCAAAAUAUUUUGAAGGAACUCCAAUCCCAACUACCCUUGUAUUGGUGGCUAUCAUGUAUUAUUUUGUGGCAACUGGUAAAACUGGCCAUACAAAUAUUCCAGGAGGCGUUUUGUGGGAUGGCCACUGGGCUCAAGUCCACCCGCUGGUUGGCUUAUUUUUGAUUUCCGGCUCAGCCAUGAUUUCAAAGUCCCUCAAAGUCCCCAAGAUUUAA
Molecule: messenger RNA, 1029 nt
Organism: Magnusiomyces paraingens
Lineage: Eukaryota; Fungi; Ascomycota; Dipodascomycetes; Dipodascales; Dipodascaceae
Exons: 1
Coding region: 1-1029 (342 amino acids)
Biological process (GO): phospholipid biosynthetic process
Cellular component (GO): membrane
Molecular function (GO): phosphotransferase activity, for other substituted phosphate groups
Source: RefSeq, a predicted model, not a curated record